Molecule: messenger RNA, 246 nt
Organism: Mangifera indica (mango)
Lineage: Eukaryota; Viridiplantae; Streptophyta; Magnoliopsida; Sapindales; Anacardiaceae
Product: NADH dehydrogenase [ubiquinone] 1 beta subcomplex subunit 3-B-like
Exons: 1
Biological process (GO): electron transport chain; mitochondrial respiratory chain complex I assembly
Cellular component (GO): mitochondrion
Source: RefSeq, a predicted model, not a curated record
GUGGUUGCGAAGAAGUUGAAAAUGGGACACACAGGGGAGUUCUUCAAGAGGAGGGACAAGUGGAGGAAGCAUCCGUUAUUGACCAGCAAUCUCCGUCAAGCCACUCCUGGUUUGGGCAUCGCUCUUGUUGCUUUUGGCAUCUACCUUGUUGGUGAACAAGUUUACUACAGAGUCAUCGCUCCUUCUCCUUCUCAUUCCCAGCACCACCACAAGUCUUCUUCUGCUUCAUCUUCUCAUUGAUGUGAG